This is a messenger RNA of Paramecium sonneborni, 4130 nucleotides long. NCBI's taxonomy places the organism in Eukaryota, Ciliophora, Oligohymenophorea, Peniculida, Parameciidae. The record is from the annotation of a GenBank genome assembly.
AUGUUUUUAAUUUUUUUUAUACCUUUUGCAAUAGCUUUGUAAUGCACUCUUUUUGGUGAGGAUUUUCUCAAAAUAGUGGGAUAGAAAGAUGAAAACUUACACUUUCCAAUAAUGACUGCUUUUCAAGAUUGGAGUGAAUUUUCUGAAUACGAGUUAAUAGAUUCAAAUAAAAAGACUUAAUUAAUAAAACCUAUAGAAUAUUUAGAUAGUGGACCUAUAGAUAUAACAACAUGUAAGUAUUUUUAAAUAUGAAUAGAGGAUUUCAAAAUUAUUUAAUUCCAUGGAGUUCGACCAAGGGAGAACUUCUGGUUAAACUAAUAUGGGAUAUUGAGAAUUAUGAACAACUAAUAUUAAUUGAUAUAUAGUUUUCAUUAAUGGCAUAGUAACGAAGACAGAAUACCAAAGUUUGAUAUGUAAAUAGAUAUAGGCUCUAUUGACGAUAUAAAAUGCUUUGAUUUUGUUUGGAUGACAAGUGAUUCCCUAUUAAUUGAUUGUUUCAAUAUUAAUAAUGAAGAUGAAAAGAAUUAUUUUUAUUUCAUAGAAUUUGAUGAACAAAUCAUUAUAACAACAAAAUUAAUAAAUUUUUAUCCUUAUUCUGAUUAAGAACGAAGUCUAUAUCUUUAAAAUUAGUAUUUAUAUAGAGUAACUAAGAAGAACUUAAACAAUAAUUAAAAUUAAGUGGAAAUAUUUUAAUUUAAUUUUGAAACCCUUCAAAUCAAUUUAAUUACAACAAUAAACAGCUAAUUUUUUAUUGAUUAGAAUUUCACUUAAAAAUAUAAAGAUUAUGAUAAGAUGGAAAUUUUAGAUUUCAAAUGUAGUGAUACAUAUUAAUUUAGUUUUUUAGAUGAUUUCUCAAAUGUGAUUAAUUUAUUAUUUGCAUAUGACAGAUGGACAUUAAUAAUUUUCGAGAAUAAAUUCAAAAUUUAUUCUUUUGAUUUUGAAUUUAACUCUAAACAUCAUAUUUUAAUAGGAGAAUCAUUUUUAUACAAUUCAAGGUAUGAUGAUUCCAGACUGAACUUUUCUUUUAACACAACAAAUUACAAAGCAUAUUAUACAAAAGAUUUUAUUAAUUUAGUUUCUUCAGAAUCCAUCAUAUAAAUUGUAGGAAAUAAGAUUAAUUUCAUUAAGAAAGGUGAUUUUUCUAGAGUUUUGAUUGAUUCAAGCAAUAAUGUCAUAAUUUCAAUCUAAGAGAACAGAAUUUUAAGGUUUUUAAACUUAGAUAAUGUUUAAUUACUCUACCAUCCUGUUGAUGAUCAUGAUUUAGAAAUAUAUUAGGCAUAAGUAAAUUAUAAAGGCUGCAGUUUAAAUAUUGAAUAUUAAACUAUAGCAUCUGAUAGCUAAUAGUUGAUUUAGGUAAGAAAAGAUGAAUCUAUCUUUUUGAAACCCUUUUUUGCUUCUUCAAUCUAUUAAAUUAAUUAUUUUAAUUCUAUUAUUUAAGGACCAAAAAUUAGUAUAUCUAUUUUAGAUGAGUCAGAACGUGUCUAAGAAAAUUUUCACUUAUCUUAACCUCAAAAAAUUGCUAUAACUGGUGAAUCUAUUGAGGAUUAAAUUUUCCUAGAAAUUCUUGAAUUUCGUAAAAGUGAUGAAAAUAUCAUUAAAUUUAUGUUGAUAACAUAAGAUAAAUCAUUAUUACUCACUUUUCAAGUAUGUUAAUCCUUAAAUUUUUAAUUUGAUUGUUCAAAGGCCAAUUAAAUUUAAUUAGAUUUCUAAUUAACUAAAAAUAAUACUUCAAUUACUUUUCAAGUAAAUAAUUUUUAUAUUUUAAAUUUGAUAUCAUCAGAAAAAUUAUCAUUUCUUUAACUGGAUUUGCUUUAUUUUUAAAUUGAAGGCAAAAUUUUUCCAUUAGACAAAGAAUAGGAAAUUGAUUAACUAGGCUAUUUUUCACAUAACCUUAUCUUAUGUUCGUCAAAAUAAGAAGUAAUUUAUAUCUAUCAUUUAGUGAAUAAUAUGAUAUUAUAAAAUACAUUCUCAUCUAGAGAUUAUUAAUUUAUCAAGCCUACUAAAAUAUUUUAUUAAUAGUUUUAAGAAUCUUCAAAAAAAAUUAACUCAUUUUUUUUGUUUAAUAAAGAAGAUCAAUUAUUAGUAUAUAUUUAUGUAAGUUUUGACAUUCGUUACAUUUUAAAUCAAAUUUAAUUGAUUGAUGUUGAAGAUGUCAAAAUCCUAUUCUUAAAAAAUAAGAUUGCUUUAGUUUAGCAAAAAAAAGAUUUUUAAUGCGAGAUUUUAAUUUAUAAUGUGCAAAAUCAGUAUAAUAUAUUUUUGGAAAAGUCUAUUCCCUUAUAUUAGAAUAAAAUCGAUAAUUUAUAGAGCGUCGCCACGAGUAUUAAUCAUGAUGCCUUAUAUAUAAAAAGCUAAAAUAAAAUAUUGAUUUAUCUAGUUAACAGUCCUCGACAUAAUUCUUUAUUUUAAGAUAUAAUCGUUGAUUAAGAUGUGACUGAUUUAUUUGCCAUUUAAGAUCAUCUCAUUUUUAUAUAGAAAGAGAAAUUAAUCAUUUAUAGUGUUCAUACUAAACUAUUUUUCAGUUAUACAAUUAAAAUGCAGGAAGAUAUUUUUAUAUAGUCUUAAAAAUCUCUAAUUCAAUAUUCCAAUGAUGUUGAUAAAUUAAUCUUAAAAGAAAUAUUUCGAUUUAUUAAUAUGAAUACAUAAUUGUAAAUUUUUUAAGAAAAUUUCUAAAUUGAGACCAAAUUUAAUGAUGAGAUCUAAUUUAACACAAUUUAAGAUAUGGGGUCUAAUUGGUAUUCAGGACAAGUGAUUUCAUUUGAAUUAUUAAAUGAAAACCCUAUAAAAAAAAUUCAUUUGAUUUAACCUAUUAAUCAAAGUUAACUUAUAUUUUAUAAUAAUUCAAGAUAAGUCGAGGAUUUUGAUGAAAAUAAAUUAUUUGCUUUAUCAGAUUAUACUUAUAGUUUGAUAGAUAAGACAUCUGGAUAUCUUAUUAAAGAAUUUUAAUUUUUAGAUUAAAGUUUCUUAUGCUCAUAAAUUCUCUUUUUUUAAGAUUAAAAUUAUAUUGUAUCUUGUAUUAAAAAUACAGAAGUAAUGAUAUAUGGAAUUAUUUGUAAAAAUGAAGAAUGUUAGAACAGUUAAGGUCUACUAAUGAAUGGUUCUUUGACAAAAGUAUAUUUAUUUGAAAAAACAAUGUUUUGUAUAGGUUAAACUUUUAUGCUUUCUUUUGAAUUGUAAACAUCAAUAUUAGAAAUAGAUAAAUCAAUAUUAUUAGGUUAGAUUAUAAUAGAUAGUGCUUUAUUUUCAAAUACAAUGUUGAAAGUUAAAUCAAAUCAUUAUCAACUAUAUUAAUUAACUUUUUUUGGUUAAUUAGUUAUAAGAGAAUUUAAAAUAAAUGAUUAAGAGUUGAUUGAGUUUAAUGUUAUAGAUAAUAAUAUUCAGUAAUAUUUAAAUAAGGAUUAUUAUAUAGAUAAUUAAUUGGUAGAAAUAAUAAUCUUAUAAACAAGUUUUUAGAAUGAUUUAUUUUAAGGUAGUUUUAUAUUUUUUGCUAAGUAAGGGGCUCAUUUUGGAAUGAAAUAUAAUUUUACUUGUUUAGAAAUAGGAUGUAAAAUAGAAGAUUAAGAUGUUUUUUUGAUAAUUUAAGGUUAUGAAGACUUUUAAUUAUUGGAAAAGAAUAGUCCAAAAAUAAAAUUGAAAGAUGAUUUACUUUUAAUAUUAUAUUAGGAUUGGCAAAGUAAUUCAAAGUUUUUAGCAGCGUAUCGAAUUGCUAAGAUUUAUAAUAAAAAUUUACCAGUAAAAUUCUUUGGAACAAUUUAAUUUAAGGAUUAAUAUUAAAGAAUAGAAAAUUAAUUAAUAUCAUAUAAAUAAAAUAAAAAGGUAUGAAAACUAUGAUAAUAAAAUAGGAAUAUAUAUUAUUUAAUAAUUAUAACUAUACAAUAUUAACUCUUUAUGAAGUGAAUUAAUCACCGAGAUUAGUAUUCAAGGGAAUAAUGAAAAAGAGUGUUUAAUAGAUAUAAAUUUAGAAUCAUUUUUAGAGUGAACUUUUAAUGUUUAAUAUAGAAAUAGAUUAAGUUGAAAAAUCUUAUCUAUGGUUAUGGAUUUUAUUAGGAGUGAUAGGUGGAUUAUCAUUAAUUGGUAUUGGGAUUUACUUGUUUAAAAAGAAGAGAGGAUAAUAAUAGGAUAGAUUGAUUUGA